Molecule: messenger RNA, 2052 nt
Organism: Belonocnema kinseyi
Lineage: Eukaryota; Metazoa; Arthropoda; Insecta; Hymenoptera; Cynipidae
Exons: 3
Coding region: 1187-1594 (135 amino acids)
Source: RefSeq, a predicted model, not a curated record
GGGCCCCCAAGGCUCCGAAAUACAAAAAAUUCAUGAGAAAGAGGUCAAAACAAAUAUAUUUCUCACCCUUAAAAUUAUGCGUUAUUGUAGUGAGGGUGGGGGUGCUUUUUCCACCGAACACAAGUUUCCUGAACGUCGUGACGCUGCUGAACCAGUGAAACAUGCUACAAAAGAAUACAAAAAAUACCUAUUAUUAACAUUUGGUCUGCAAUCGACAAAAGAAGUAUGCAAUCACUGUCAGCAUUGAGGAAGACGUUGAUGCCGUCAUCAAGAAAGGCUCUAAAAAACUUAACUGUUGGGGAAGAAAACUUGUUGCUGAGGAUGACGAGACUGAGGUGGAUGAUAUUGAUGGGCUUUUACAUUAUACCAGUAUCGAUAAGCCAAUAUUGCUACUAGAAGAAGAUGAGAUCUGGCUUCCAUCAAAAUUGAACUUGUUUUAGAAUGGUCAAGUAGAGCAGAUAGGUAGAAAUAAGAAUUUAGAUAAAGUAGGCCAGGUUGCGGAAAUCAUAGAACAGGAAAGGAUAAAUGAUGCUGAUAGUCCUGAUGGUGAGGGUCUAAUGAAUAAAGAACCUGUUAAUGGCGAGCCCAGUGAUGAAAAUCGUGUUCGUGGAAAUGCUGAAGCACAAUUAGGAGUUACAAAAGAAACUGCUCGUGAAGGUAGCGCUGCUGCAGACGAUUUUGAAGCAAUUUUAGCAUCAAGACGAGCUGCCUUUACGUCAUGGGAACAGUAUACUGUUCCAUGGGUGCAAAUAUUGAGCUCCUCAGAUCUAGAGAAAUGCAGUACAGAUGUGGAUAAGGGAACUACGCAAAGAAAUGUUGUCCAUGCAAUAGUUACCGAAAUGAUCUUUCGGCAAGUUGCAAUCAGACGAAAAGACUUCAGACUAAUAGCAAUUCAGUGUAUGAACACAUUUCCAAACACAUUUGAAGACAGAGACGAAUACGGUUGCCGAAUCGAUAACGGUUACAAUAGCAUUCUGCAAAAAGUAGAGGAUCAUUGUAAUUAUUUAAAGCGAGAACCCAAAAACGACGUGGCCUUUCGCAGCAUCUCAAUUUGAAAUUAAAACAUUGAAGGACAUUGCAGUCAGUUCAAAAUGGUACCGUUAACUGGCAGCCUGAAAAUAUACCAGCAAACGAGAGAGAAGAAACUCUUGAAAAUAAAAGAAUAACAUUAAAAAGUCUUGACUUCAUGAAUUUGGAACUUAGAGAAGAUGGAAGUGAUAUCGAUAAUCUCUUAUCAGACACAUAUCCUGAACAAAGAUUAUUUCUAAACGAUAUGUAUGAACCUCCGACGCUUGAUAUUAUUAAGGACAAAUGGCCAUUUCUUUUUACACCACCGUGCUUGUUCUGGCCCUUUCAAAAAUUGACUGUGGUACGGAUUCACAAGUUUGAUGAAAACUUCUAUGAAAAAGUUCAAAAAAUACUAAUUUUUGGUAAAUGGAAACAUCGUUUUCAAGGUUUAGAAGUAUUGACAGAAGAACGGAAGCAUGAGAAGAUACUCGAAGUUAUGCAAAUUCGUUUUGCGGAAACUGGUGCAUACUUACUCCACACUUGCCCUCCUGGAGUUGAUCUAGUGACAUUGCGGAGUGAUUCAUAAUAGUAAAGAUCUUACUGAAGAAAAUAUAAAUUAUAAGGAUGAUACAGUAACUGUGUCCAUCCCAUUCAGUUGGGCCUUUUAUGAAGGUAAUAUUUUUUGUGCAACAUGUCCACGGAAACAAGUAAAUUGUAAUGUUUUUAAUUUCGAUGUAUAAAGUUAGGAGACUGUCAAACCACACGAAUAAUUUUACAUUUAACAAUUUCGGUUUCAGUUCCAAGAGGUAGAUUUUACACAUUUGUAGUCACCUUUAUAGUUUUAAACUGUGCUCAAAUCUUUCAUGCUUUCAAACUGUACAAAUUUCUCCUGUGGUUUUAUGGUCCGGCGACUUGAAACAUCCGAGUAUAAACCUUAUACCUCUUAUUUGUUAACUGAGCUUUCUUCGUGCCUUUAAUAUUAUUCAUCAUAAGGCUGAAAUUAAACGUGUAGGGGAGCGUUAACAUAUUACGUAACAUUGUUUU